Schistosoma intercalatum is the source of this 2217-nucleotide messenger RNA. The record is from the annotation of a GenBank genome assembly. Lineage: Eukaryota; Metazoa; Platyhelminthes; Trematoda; Strigeidida; Schistosomatidae.
AUGUGUGACCUUGCUGAGUUCAAUUGCAGUUCUAUCCCAGAAACUCAACGUAAUCUAAGUGGGAGCUGCUAUUCAACGGAAAUUACGAUUGUAUCAAUCAGUGGAAGUGAUUCUUUUGAUUGUAUUAUUCGAACAUCAAAUCAUUCGGACAUAGCUAUUAUCAACUCAUUUACAGUCCUUGAAAAAUUGACCGACAUACUUUUUUCUUAUUCAAAUGAUACAGAAUUUGAAGCACCAAGUUUUGAAUUAAUUGAUGAAUUACGUCUACCAAGUGAAGUUGGUUCUGGUGAUGUUCAUUCCGAUUUGUUCAGUGUAACAAACGAAAAGAAUUCCUUAGAUUUAUCAACGCUUAUUUUAACAAAUUACACUGAGUUUCGAUUCUACUUGUUAGAUAAUGUAACUUGUGUGUCCAAAGAGGUAAUUCUGGUAUGUCAUGUUCCACGAACAAUAAGUCAACUUGAAGUAUGGUAUUUAGGCCAAUACGACAAACACCCUAGGCUUCUGAAAGACUCAAAAGUAUCCGACUCUUUCACAAACAAUGAGAAGCGCUAUAUGCUAUUUGACAAUAGCAUUAUAUUAAAAUUAGAAAACUUGUCCCAUAGUGAUAGUGGAUUGUAUAUAUGCAAAAAUGAUUUCUUUUAUAAAAAUGUAACAAUUACGGUUAUGGAUUGUUCAAAAUCAAAUUUAAUCUCUAGGUUCCUCCCACCUAUUCUUAUUUGGAUAAUCAUAUUUAUAACAAUUUCAACUAUCCCUCUAUCAUUGAUAUAUUGUAUACAAAUUAGGCGUAAGUCAAUGCAAACUGUGCUAUCUAUACCUAUUGAUUUUUUUGAUAAAAAUGCAAAAUCGAAACGUGUUGAUGUUUUCCGUAAAAUGAAUUUACUGUACACAAAGCCAGAACAUAAAUUAUUGUUGCAUCACUCCGGCUCUUCUACAUCGUCGUCGCCACCAUCGUCGUCAUUAUCUUCCCCGUUAUCACCAUGUACAAUAUAUUCUCGAUCUGGUUCUUCUAACAUCAGUACUAUCGAUACAGAUACAAAACAUAAGAUAACAGAUAUACUUACGUCAUUUUCACAAAGAUUACUAUGUCAACCAUCCAAAUAUUUUUCACAAAAAUAUAACAUUCUUCAAUGUAACGUAAUGCUGUUACAAUGGUUAAAUCAGUAUUUGAAUUCUAGUCCUAAAACAUAUAUACCGAAAACAUCUUUUACUCUAGAAAAUCUCCUUGGUGAAGGUAAUUAUGGAAUUGUUUAUAAAGGAAAGUUAUCCAUUAAUGCUGACGACGAAAGCAAUUCUAAUGAUACUGAGAUUGCUAUCAAAACGUUGAAAGAUGGAUUUCGAAAUAGGCAAUUAAUUAAUUUAAUUCGAGAAGCGAAAGUUUUAAGUGAGCUAGAACCACAUCCAAAUAUCAUUAAAUUUCAUGGACUAUGCAUAGAUAAUAGUCAUCCAUACAUUCUUCUCGAAUUAGCUAUUCAUGGUAAUUUACGAGAUUUUCUACGAAAUCGUCGACCACCUGGACUCAAUUAUUGGGCAGAUGAACGAACAAUCAAUUCAUUAUAUGUAAUUGUGAAAAAUUCAAAUGAUUUCAAAGAAAUUUUAUCUGAUAGUAGAAUUAGACAACAAAGAGUAGAAUUGUUGAAAUUUGCAUUGGAUAUUGCCAAUGCUUUAUUGUAUUUUGAAACAUUAUCUUUGUUUCAUCGAGAUGUUGCAGCAAGAAAUGUUGUUCUUACAGAAGGAUUUGUUGCGAAAUUAUGCGAUUUCGGUUAUGCUUGUACCCAAGAAGAAUCAAAUAAUGGAUACAUGGAAAUGGAUAAAGAUUACUUAGCAGUAAGAUGGAUGGCACCAGAGUGUUUGAUGACAACGAAAUGUUAUACUUCAAAAUGUGAUGUUUGGUCUUAUGGGAUUCUGUUGUGGGAAUUAUUCAGUUUGGGUAAUUCACCAUACCCUGGAUUAGAUAAUGGACAACUAAUCAACUGGUUAAAUAAUGGAAAUCGUAAUACUAGACCAUACCUAUCCACCAACUCAAUCUACCAGUUGAUGCUAGAGUGCUGGUCACAAGAUCCCGAUAGUCGACCAAGAUUUUAUGACAUUUGUAACCGAAUCGCUGAAAUGAAAUCCAGUUAUGAUGACCCGAAGGAAAACAAUGAUUCAAUGAAGGGAUACGUUGAAUUAAUGUUGGAGCACGAAGAUUACUUGGAACCGCGACAGUAUUUACACUAG